AUGAGGGCUGGAAGACAAUGACCCAGAGAGACCGGUGACGUAACCCUGGGCACAACCGCCGGGGAGCCUAGUUCGUGAGACCCCAGCGCCACCAUUUUUAUGCAGGCGUCCUCAAGUCCUGAUUGUGUGCCUGCUACUUUCCGUUUUCAAGUUUUACCCACAUUAGGGUGCGCACGGAGCUGGUUUCUGUCCCUUCCCGGCCCGGGUACCCGACCGCCGAUACCUGGGGCUGGGCAGGCGUUCCGGGGCGCGCUGGGCCGUCCCGGGGCCGAGCCGGGGGAUCGCCAUGGCGCAGCUGCUUGCCCCGGCAAGGCCCUCGGCUCGGCCCGGGUUCGGGAAGCUCCGGGUCGUGAGCUUCGCGGACGUGGCCGUGUACUUCUCCCCGCAGGAGUGGGGCUGCCUGCGGCCCGCGCAGAGAGCCCUGUACCGGGAGGUGAUGCGCGAGACCUACGGGCUCCUGGGCGCGCUCGGAGGCGGAGGCGCCAAGCCAGCGCUCAUCUCCUGGGUGGAGGAAGAGGCCGAACUGUGGGGACCUGGUGCCCAGGAUCCAGCGGUGGCCGUGUGUCCGACGGAAGCAGACUCAGAUUGCGGACAGGAGGAAAGGAAGAGACCAAGGGAAGAGACCGAGGCAACCCAGAAGACGUUUUCUACACAAGCUGGGCCGAAGAAGCCUCACCCCUCCUUUGCAGGACUCCCUUGCAAAUUGGAGCUGCUGUCCAAGGACACUCACCAGGGCCAUCCCCCUCUUGGUGUUCACGCCACUGUCCCAAGAGCAGAUCAGCGUCAUGGCUGCCGUGUGUGCGGGAAGAGUUUUGCCUGGCGGUCCACGUUGGUGGAGCACCUGUAUACUCACACAGGUGAAAAGCCGUUCCGUUGCCCUGACUGCAGCAAGCCCUUCGGCCGGGCUUCCUCCCUGAGCAAGCACCGGGCCAUACACCGAGGGGAACGGCCACAUCGCUGUCCUGACUGUGGCCGGGCCUUUACGCAGCGCUCAGCCCUCACCACCCAUCUCCGUGUCCACACUGGAGAGAAGCCCUACUGCUGUGCUGAUUGUGGGCGCCGCUUCAGCCAGAGCUCUGCGCUCCGUCAGCACCAGCGGGUACACAGUGGCGUGACCCCCUUUCCUUGUACAGACUGUGGCAGAGCCUUCGCCCAUGCCUCAGAUCUUCGGCGCCACGUGCGCACCCACACGGGUGAAAAGCCUUACUCAUGCCCUGACUGUGGACGCUGCUUCCGCCAGAGCUCUGAAAUGGCAGCCCACAGGCGGACCCACAGCGGCGAGCGUCCCUACCCCUGCCCUCAGUGUGGCAGGUGCUUUGGCCAGAAGUCAGCAGUGGUGAAGCAUCAGUGGGUCCAUCGGCCAGGAGCUAGGGGCCAUAGAGACGGAGAAGCCAGUCACUUAUCUAUAUCCCUGGCCACAGGCCAAGGGGACCCUGAUCCACCUGUGGACUUCCGGCACUAUCCAGAGAUAUUCCAGGAGUGCGGGGGGUGGUCUUAAAAGUUCCAACGUAGAGAGUGAAAUGUACACACUGUUGGAAGCCCAGAGGCUUGAACCUAUGGCAUCCUCCGGAAGGCACAGAAGUUCUAGCAAGGGCUGGUCCUGGGGACAGAGUACAGCCUUAUGGGUGGUUACCAGCUGCUUUUGCACACAUACUGAUUCCACUACCCGAGGCUCUGAGUCUAUUGGGUGGGGUGGGAAGCCCACUAGAACGCUAUGAGAAGCAAGGCUCAGAAGGAUUGAGAGGCUUGAAGAGAACCUUGUUUAAUCCAUUGCCUCGUUAGUGCAGAGGCUGAAGUAGAUGGCUCUGUGUGAACUGAGCCAGCUGCAUUUCCAGGGGUUAUUAGUUACUGGUCAAGAGCUGGGUGUGGUGGUGCCCGCCUCUGACCUCAGCACUUCAGAGGUAGAGACAGGAAGGUCAGGAAUUUGAGACCAGUUUGGGUUACCUGAGACUUCAUCUAAGGUAAAUAAAUAACAAGUGAAAUUAUUUGAGGUUUAAAAUUCAAAGUAUUUGACACACAAAAGAAGGUCCAGGUUUCUAGCUUCUUUUGAAAAAUAAAACAAAAAACUCCAAAAGAUUCAGCCGGCCAAGGAAGACAGAACACUGCAUGUACUGGGUGUGGCGGCAUAUGCCUAUAAUUCCACCACUUGGCAGCUGGAGGCCGAGAGGUAGAAACAAAACAAAAAACAAGCAAAAACAAAGUUCAUAAGCUUUGUUUCAGCUCUUCCCUUGUAUUUUAUUUUGUGGUUUUCAAAGUGCUUUCUUGUCUAUUACCUUGUUUACCUCUUCUAACUGCCUAGGAAAGGAAGCAGUUUGAAGAGGAAGCCUAGUCAGGAAGAGGCACUUGGGGCCAGAUCCCUGACCCUCUGUGUUCACUCUGCCUUCGCCACCCGUCUGUAUGUUCACUCAGGAGAAGCCAGGUAGCCAGCAGCUCCUGAAUUUGGAGGGAAAGACCCUGAGAGUUUUGUUCAGUCAGAGCCGCCUCACUUAUUUGAACUGGAGGAAAUCUGAGCUUUUCUGUCCCUUUGUGGUCAAAGACAGAUUACAGGAGGCAAAACUGCCUGCCUAAGAUCACACAGAGAGGCUGUAGGGCUCACAGUCUACUGCUAUCUGUUUAAGUGUGUGUGUGUGUGUGUGUGUGUGUGUGUGUAUACACGUGUGCAUGCAGAUGCCUGUAGAGGCCAGAAGAGGGCGUUGAGUGCCCUGGAGCUACAUACAGGAUAUUGUGAGCUACCUGAUGUGGGUGCUGGAAACCAAACUCUGGUUCUUUGGAAGAGCAGCAAGUGCCAUUCGUUAACCGGUGAGCCUCCUCCUCAGCACACUUUUUAAGAGACACCUUGGUAUCUGUGAAUGUUAAGCUUCACCCCUGCUGUCUUCACCACUGAUGAGUUCCUGCCAGGAUGAGUGGGAAACACCUGUGGGCUGAGUACUGGGGAGUCUGUGGCAGGAGGAUCACAAAUUCAGUGCAAUCUGGGCUACUGUCCCCAAAAAUGUUUGUACAUACUGCUCAUCCAGAGAACCUAAGUUCAGUUCCCCGCAACACGUCAGAUGGCUUACAACUGUCUGUAACUCUCACUCCAGGCUAGGGCCUCUGUGGGCACUUGCACUCAUGUACGAAUACUUACAUACAAUUAAAAAUAAGAGGAGGGGCUUGGGAAGAUAGUUGUCAGUAAAGUACUUUCUAAAGCCUAAGAAACCAGAUUUUAAACCCCGGCACCCACAUAAAAAAGUCGGGUGGCAGAUAAGAGUCUCCCUGGAGCUCACUGCCAAGCCUGGCCAGCCUCAUUGGUGAGCUCCAGAACUGUGAGAGACCCUGUCUCUGAGAAAGCAGACCUGGUUCCGAGAAUGACAUCUGAAGUCUGGCCUCCACCUGCACAUAAGCACACACGCCCACAUACCCUCAAACACGCUUCCACACAUUAUUACUAUUAUUGUAUGUUCAUGCACGUGGAUGUCAGGACGGUUUGGGAGAGUUCAUUCUUGUCUGUGUCGGUGUCAAGUUCACGUCAUCAGAUUUGCACGCGAGCACAUUUACCCUCUGACCAUCUGACAGCCUACACUUACAAUUUUAAAAACUUACAUUUUUGGCAUCUGAGGAUGUUAUUUCAUAAAACAUCUUUUUUAAUCAUUGCAAAUCACACUUAAUCACUACUAUCAUUUGUAUUAUACACUUUCCAAAACCGAAGCCUGGAGCUUAUGGUCAAAGUCAUAUCCAUAUGUUGAUUAUUUUAUGUGUGUGCCGAGGACUGUACCCAGUAUUCUGAUACUGCACGAGGGAGGCCCCGGCUGGCCAGUCAGGGUAUCCCCGGGAAAACAUGCCCGGCAGAUGCAGCGGCGGGCUGUGGUGCAUGGACAGUCACUCACACCCUGGGCACUGCAUCCACGUGGAAAUGAGUUCAUUAUAAUAAAAAGAUAGGAGAAAGAUAAGAGAGAGAGAGAGAAGGGGGGAAGAAAGAGGGGCGAGGUGCCCACCUCGUGGGAAUGGAGAGAGGGGGAGGGGCAGUUUUCUUUUUUAAAGGGGACUUUACAUCAGGAGGCUGGGCGGGUCUCCCAGGGGGAGUUUCCAAGGGGCGGGUCAGAAUACUAAUACCAGGGGCCUCAUGAACUCUGCAUUGUAUGACUGGGUGUCCUCAACCUGGAUUUGUAGUUCUUUAAUGUGAAAUGACUCAUUUAAAGGGCUGGAGAGAUGACUCUGAUUAAAAGCACUUUUCUUGAA
Molecule: messenger RNA, 4215 nt
Organism: Peromyscus californicus insignis
Lineage: Eukaryota; Metazoa; Chordata; Mammalia; Rodentia; Cricetidae
Product: zinc finger protein 764-like
Exons: 3
Coding region: 287-1498 (403 amino acids)
Biological process (GO): regulation of DNA-templated transcription
Source: RefSeq, a predicted model, not a curated record